Symbiodinium sp. CCMP2456 is the source of this 873-nucleotide messenger RNA. NCBI's taxonomy places the organism in Eukaryota, Dinophyceae, Suessiales, Symbiodiniaceae. The record is from the annotation of a GenBank genome assembly.
AUGUCGCAGGCGUGGGUGCGACCCUUGCUCUUAGCGGGAUGUCUUCAUGGCGUCUUUGCAGAAUGCAACGUCUACCUGGAGACUGAGACGAUGAAGGGCCCGGGUGUAUGCACCGAAGCCGGAGUAGAGGCCAUGACAGCCCCGGAGGAGAAACAGUUGGCGCAGUGCCUUCACGAGUGUUGGGCCAGCUAUGUCAUCACUUCGCAGCCGGCUAAGGGAGCCAAUGCUGCGCUGGCGAAGCCAGAACGGGACAGCUGCUCGACGAAUUUCGAGAUUGUUUGCAGCACUGUGGAGCUUUCCUGCGCCAAGCCCUUCAGUGAGUUCCCAAAUGCCUGCAGCGGCACCGUGCCCCUGGCACAGAUGCCAGCCUACUAUUUGGCCUUCUAUGCUUACAGCCAGGACGUGGGAGGCGGCAACUCAGAUAAGAUGAUGGCCGCCCGCGUGGUUCGUGACAAGGACACGAUCUGUUCGUCAAUCUAUGGGGUCAGGAAGGCGUCUAAUGACAACUGUUUCGGCCUCACCACCACCAUCAACACCGAAUCUCACGAUGCGGGCCCGGGGGUCGACCCACCUCAGCCGCCGGCAAUCGACAACAUGCCCGCCCAGUUUCCGGCCGUGGAGCCGAACAAAGAGCAGCCCGAAACCUCCAGCACCAGCAGCACUAGCACGACAGCUGCCCCCGAGCCUGACGGCAAAGCAGUUAAGCAUGGCCUUGGCGAGAUCCUUCCUUGGCUGGCGGCUGGGUGUGCGGUCCUCCUCCUGAUAGGGGCUGGGCUGUACAUUCGCCGUUCCAGGCAAGCCGAAGAGCAGAGGGCUCUGAGGACUUCGACGGAGGUGGAGAUUCAAUCCGUGAACUCCCUGAAUCGCUUCUGA